CAUCGCAAUGUUGCGCCGGGGCGUAGCGGAGAAAACCGUCGCUCUCACCAGAGCCAGGGUCGCUAGCAGGAGCUUCCUAGCGACAGCGUCCAAGAUCAGACUUGAAAAUGCUCGAUCAUACUCAAGGAAGACAACGAUUCCGGAUGUUGCUGGAGCCUCCUUCAACAUUUGCUCCCAACAAAAUCGCAGGCCUCGGAUGGUCUUCUUCAGUCAGCAGAGACGUUUUGCUUCUACCUUCAAAGAGGAGUAUGAGAAGCAUGUUGCAGAACGUGCAGCACAAGGGAUCGUUCCCAAGCCGCUUAGCCCCAAGCAAUGCAGUGACCUUGUCGAACUUCUCAAGAAUCCACCAAAGGGUGAGGAGGAGUAUCUCCUGAAUCUCCUCAAGACACGGGUUCCUCCCGGUGUUGAUGAAGCUGCUUAUGUAAAGGCAAGCUUCCUUACCUCGAUCGUGAAGGGAUCUGUCUCCUCGCCUUUGAUCAACAAAGCACAGGCUAUCGAAAUUCUUGGAACCAUGCAGGGUGGAUACAACGUCGAAACCCUGAUUUCUGCACUUGAUGAUGCUCAACUCGCGCCUGUUGCAUCGAAGGCUCUCAAGAAAACAUUACUCCUCUUUGAUGCUUUCUAUGACGUGGAAGCUAAGGCAAAGGCAGGCAACAGCUUUGCAAAGGAAAUCAUACAGUCAUGGGCUGACGCCGAAUGGUUUCUCUCAAAACCAGAGGUGCCAAAGAAGAUCACAACUACCGUUUUCUUUGUCAAGGGAGAGACGAACACAGACGAUCUCUCGCCAGCUCCCGAUGCUUGGUCAAGACCAGACAUUCCACUCCAUGGAUUGGCCAUGCUGAAGAAUGCAAGGGAGGGAAUCAUCCCUGACAAGGAUGGCGAAAUUGGUCCUAUGAAGCAGAUUGAGGAGUUGAAGAAGAAAGGACACCCUCUGGCUUACGUAGGAGAUGUUGUUGGUACUGGUUCUUCCAGGAAGUCUGCUACCAAUUCAGUGUUGUGGUUCAUGGGGGAGGAAAUUCCUUUUGUGCCAAACAAGAAGUCUGGUGGUGUUUGCAUCGGAGGAAAGAUUGCUCCCAUUUUCUUUAACACCAUGGAGGAUGCAGGUGCCUUGCCAAUCGAGAUGGAUGUCACAAAGAUGAACAUGGGCGAUGUGAUUGACAUUUAUCCAUACGAGGGAGUUGUGAAGAACAAUGCAACUGGAGAAGUCUUGUCUGAAUUCAAGCUCAAGACUGAAGUACUGUUGGAUGAGGUUAGAGCAGGCGGAAGAAUUCCUCUCAUCAUCGGCCGUGGAUUGACAUCAAAGGCCCGAAAGUCUCUCAACUUGGAGCCAUCCAAAGUUUUUCGACUUCCAACUGGUGCCUCAGAGAAGAAGCCGGCAGGCUAUACACUUGCUCAGAAGAUCGUUGGCAAAGCUUGUGGCGUCGAGGGUGUUUCGCCAGGCACUUAUUGUGAACCCGCGAUGACUACUGUUGGCUCGCAGGAUACUACAGGCCCGAUGACUCGUGAUGAAUUGAAGGAUUUAGCUUGCCUUGGCUUCAGUGCUGACUUGGUUAUGCAAUCUUUCUGCCAUACUGCAGCAUACCCCAAGCCCGUUGAUGUUGUCACACAUCACACUUUGCCAGAUUUCAUCCGUACUCGUGGAGGUGUCUCCCUUCGACCUGGAGAUGGAAUCAUCCAUUCAUGGCUCAACAGGAUGCUUCUUCCUGAUACGGUCGGGACUGGAGGCGAUUCUCAUACUCGAUUCCCAAUUGGUAUCUCCUUCCCAGCUGGCUCUGGCCUGGUAGCUUUUGCUGCCGCAACCGGCGUGAUGCCCCUUGAUAUGCCAGAGUCGGUGUUGGUCCGAUUCAAGGGCAAGAAGCAGCCAGGAGUUACGAUCCGUGAUCUUGUACAUGCCAUUCCGUACCAGGCGAUCCAGGAUGGACUUCUCACAGUCGAGAAGAAAGGAAAGAAGAACAUCUUUUCCGGACGCAUUCUCGAGAUCGAGGGUUUGCACAACAUGACAGUUGAGGAAGCAUUCGAAAUUUCGGAUGCCUCUGCCGAGAGGAGUGCAGCCGGGUGCACAAUCCAGGUUGACAAGGACAAGAUCAUUGAGUACCUGAACUCGAACAUCACGAUGCUCAAGUGGAUGAUUAGCGAGGGAUAUGGCGAUGCCCGUGCGAUGGAGCGAAGGAUUGCGUCCAUGGAAGAAUGGCUCAAGAAUCCAGUCUUGCUCAAAGCCGAUCCUAAGGCGGAGUAUGCUGCCACCAUCGAGAUCGACCUUGAUAAGAUUAAGGAGCCUAUUCUCUGCGCUCCUAAUGACCCCGACGAUGCCAGGCUGUUGUCUCAAGUUCAAGGAGACAAGAUCGACGAAGUGUUCAUUGGAUCAUGCAUGACCAAUGUCGGACAUUUCCGAGCGGCUGGCAAGCUGCUUCGCGAGUUUACCGGCCAGAUCCCAACCAGGCUGUGGAUUGCGCCCCCAACAAAGAUGGAUGCGGGUGUGCUGACUGAGGAAGGUUACUACUCCAUCUUUGGACGUGUGGGCGCUCGUAUCGAGAUGCCAGGGUGCUCUCUCUGCAUGGGUAACCAAGCUCGAGUCGGCGACAGCACCACCGUCGUCUCCACCUCAACCAGGAACUUCCCCAACCGUCUUGGCAAGGGAGCGAAUGUCUACCUUGCCUCCGCAGAGCUUGCAGCUGUCGCUUCCAUCCUUGGGCGUCUGCCAACUCCAGCUGAGUACUUGGAGUAUGCGGCGAAGAUCAACUCGACUGCCGCUGACACCUACCGCUACAUGAACUUUGACAAGAUGGAGAGCUACGUGAAGAGUGCGGCGAAGGUUGAAAUCUCAGCGGAAGCUCGAGAGGCGGCAAAGAAGCAUUUCUCGAAGUAGAAGCAAGGAGUGGGAGUUAAGUGUGUUGAGUCUGGUUGUGUGAGAGGAAGUGUAAUACGAUGGUUGCUGACAAACAGUCACAGUGAGUCUCUUUAAAGACAGAAAGGAUGGG
Guillardia theta CCMP2712 is the source of this 2978-nucleotide messenger RNA. RefSeq lists its product as hypothetical. Gene Ontology annotation, biological process: tricarboxylic acid cycle. Gene Ontology annotation, molecular function: aconitate hydratase activity; 2-methylisocitrate dehydratase activity; 4 iron, 4 sulfur cluster binding. Lineage: Eukaryota; Cryptophyceae; Pyrenomonadales; Geminigeraceae. The coding region runs from base 8 to 2866 and encodes 952 amino acids. The transcript has 9 exons. The record is from RefSeq and is a predicted model, not a curated record. Gene Ontology annotation, cellular component: cytosol.